This is a messenger RNA of Scophthalmus maximus (turbot), 5881 nucleotides long. It is a transcript of the gene usp43b, whose product is annotated as ubiquitin specific peptidase 43b. Gene Ontology annotation, molecular function: cysteine-type deubiquitinase activity. Gene Ontology annotation, biological process: protein deubiquitination. The record is from RefSeq and is a predicted model, not a curated record. The transcript is spliced from 16 exons. NCBI's taxonomy places the organism in Eukaryota, Metazoa, Chordata, Actinopteri, Pleuronectiformes, Scophthalmidae. Bases 350 to 4018 code for a protein of 1222 amino acids.
AGUCCCACGGUCGAAGUUGGGCGCGCGGGGCGGGGAGCGCGCAGUGCUGCAGCCCGACGGCGGCGCGGCGCGUGCGGUGGCUGGGCACGAUGACGAGAUGCUGCCGCUGACAGCGGCGUCGAGGGCGGAUAAUGAGCGGCUUCAGUAAGUGUUGGGACGGAUGGACGGAGGGCCAGUGUCAGCGCAGGGUGGAAUAACAGUGCGCUGUUGUUGCUGCUGCUGCCGCCGCCUUCUGGCUCCGGGAUGCUGUCACCUCUCCCGCGCGCUCCCCCCUCUGCUAUCCGGACAGGGGACACAGGCGGAGAAGUGACCCGCCGGCGUCGGACUUCGCUCAGCUCUCAGCCUCGGGAUGGACCGGCGGGGGAGUAGAGGCGCAGCCAUGGAGAAACCGCGCAGAGCCGGGGAGGAAAUGCCGAAAUCGAGGGAGGACGCGCGCAAAGAGAAGAAGCCGAGAGCCGGGAAGCUUUUCAGGAAGAAACCGCUGAGGUCCGUCGGGAGUUUCGUGACCAGGAUCGUCAAGACUUUGGGCACUUUCGCCCACUUUGGAGACGCGGACGCGCGGGACGCCGAGGACGACGACGGGGGCUUUCGGACCGGCGCACCUUGCACGCUCAGCGCCGGCUCGGGAGUCCUCCGAGAGGACGCGCAGGUGGCCCGGGACCGAGCGGCGAAGAACGCCGCGGGCGCGUCCGCCUCCGGCUCCCUGCGCGGCGGCCGAGAGAAGCUGCUCUGCCGCUACGGAGACAAGACGCCCGGCGUGCUGGGGCUCAAGAACCACGGGAACACCUGCUUCAUGAACGCCGCCGUCCAGUGUCUGAGCAACACCGACCUGCUCGCGGAGUACCUGGGCCUGGAGCGGUACAAGCUGGACCUGCGUCUCACCGGCGCGGACGGGCCGCGGCUGGCCGGGGGAGAGGUCACGGGGCACUUGGCGUCGCUCGUCCGGGCCCUGUGGACCCUGGAGUACACACCGCAGCUGUCCGUGGACUUCAAGACGAUAGUGUCCAAGUAUGGAUCGCAGUUCCGUGGUAAUUCCCAACACGAUGCCCUGGAGUUCCUCCUGUGGCUGCUGGACCGCGUCCACGAAGACGUCAAUCUGGCCUCCCACAACAAUAACAACAAGACCCAGCCUAUCGGAAAGGGCCCCGGUGGAGCCGAGGAGCAGCCGACUCCGGACCCGCUCCAGUCCCAGCAGCCCCGAGUCCAGCACAGCUUCGUCCAGGAACACUUCCAGGCCCAGUACAAAUCUUCCCUGACAUGUCCCCACUGUCUGAAACAGAGCAACACCUUUGACCCUUUCCUCUGCAUCUCACUCCCCAUACCUCUUCGCCAGACCAGGCUGCUGUGUGUGACCCUGGUGUUCAGCACCAAAGGACAGCGGUACCUGCGCACCGGGCUGGCCGUGCCUCUGUUCGGCUCCGUGGCCUGCCUGAGGAGGAUGGUGGCCGACGAGGGCAAGCUUUCUCCAGACCAGGUGAUCCUGACAGAGGUUUACUCCACAGGGUUCCAGCGCUCCUUCUUCGAUGAGGACGAUCUAACCAGCAUCGCUGAGAACGAUAUCGUCUACGCCUUCCAGGCUCCGCCCCUCUACAUCCGAGGAGGCUCUGCACGCAUCUCAGGGUACCACCACAGCCUGCCGUCGUCCCCAUACGCCACCGGUCCUGAAGGUCAGAGGUUACCUCCGUCUGGUACGCUGUCGUCAGAGUUCCUCAACCAGGGCGUCCCGGUCAAGAUUCUGCUGUUGGUGUGCAACGCUGCGGGGGCAGGCCAACAGGCUGUGAGGUUCGGCCCUCCGUUUCUAAUGAGGGAGGACCGGUCUAUUUCCUGGGACCAGCUGCAGCAGAGCAUCCUCAGCAAACUUUAUUACCUGAUGAUCAACGGAGCCCAGGCACAGAACACCAGGGUGCUGUUCAACAUCCGCGUGGUGGGAGGAUCAGCGUUUUACAGCUACCUGUCACCGCAGGACGGGCGACCACUCUACCACCCUGCUGUGGACAGGGCUCUGAGGCUCUGCAGCUCAGGAGGACCUCCCCACGUGAAGCUCAUCAUCGAGUGGGAGCACAGAAUCAAGGACUGCCUGUUUGGGAACAUUCAAGAGGAGGUGGUGAAGGAUGCAGAGAGCGUGAGAAGUCAGCAGCAGCAUGUCCAACAGUACAGCUGCACCUUGGACGACUGCUUCCAGCUCUACACCAAAGAGGAACAGCUUGCCCCAGAUGAUGCCUGGAAGUGCCCGCACUGCAAGCAGCUGCAGCAGGGCAUGGUGAAGAUGAGCCUGUGGACGCUCCCGGACAUCCUGAUCCUGCACCUGAAGCGCUUCAGGCAGGUGGGCGAGCGGAGGAACAAGCUCACCACGUUCGUGCAUUUCCCGCUGGCAGGCCUGGACAUGAAACCUCACAUGGUGAGCCGCAACCACAGCAUUCAUCAGCUCCCUCUCCAGCCUGGGUGGAAGCAGUCCCGCCGCCCCGACGCAGCUCCCCCUGACUACCUGUACGAUCUGUAUGCCGUGUGCGACCACCAUGGAGGCAUGCACGGUGGACAUUACACAGCCUUCUGUAGGAACUCGGUUGACGGCCAGUGGUACAGCUAUGACGACAGCAGUGCUGAGCCGGUUCCGGAGGGGGAGGUGUGCACACGUGGAGCCUACAUCCUGUUCUAUCAGAGGAGAAACACCAUCCCGCCGUGGUCCGCCAGUUCCUCGGUUACUGGUUCCACCAGCUCGUCCACCUCUGAUCACUGGCUGGUCCGGCUGUCGGGGGGCAGUAAGAGGGGCAGCGUGGUGUCCGGAGGACCCACCCCUGCAGCACCAGGGCCCACACAGGCUCCAGAUUCUCCUGAGCUGCCAGUGUUUGGAGAGGAAGCCCCCAAAACCGUGGAAACAAACGGGUUCGAGGCCAAGCCAUUUGUCCGUGGGACCCAAGGCAGGAGUGUCAGCAUGAGAUCGCCGACUAAGUCCAAGGAGACUCUGAGCAAAGUUCUGCCCCUGCGGUGGUCCUUUGGCUCCAAGGACCGCAUCAAACGCCCGACCCAGACCCGACCUGGAGAGCUGGUGGAGUACUUGGAGUCUGGACGCCGGCCACGGUGUACCAAAGACCCCAUCGUCGCACUGGUGGCCACGCCACAGCUGAGGACAGCCCAGCGAAGAGCCUUUGACGGAGGACAGGACUGCAGCUCACCGAGCGGCAGCAGCCUCAGUUGUACAGACAGACCCUGCUCCGACACGUGUUACUCCCCAAAACUCCCAGAGGGACAGAGCAGAGCUUGUGUGGAGAGAAACAUCAGCCAGGCUGUCAGUAACGGCAAAGCCAGAGAUGAUUUAUCUCUGAGGCAGAGGUCCUCUAAGAGGGCGAGGCAGGACCAGGGCAGGACCCUGGACCUCCAGUUGCAGAGAGGGGCCAUUCUAGGGGGUCAUAUCAGCCACAGUGCACCACCGAGCAGAGACUCCACUCUGAGAAGAACCAAGGUCCAGACAGGGGGGACCUCCAGGGCACAGAGGGACAUGUUACAAAUGGUCAGUCAACCUGAGGACCGGAGGGGGCAGAGGGCACAGGAGGGUCGCAGCCACGACAGCCUCCUGGCUUUUUUCAAACCUGGAUUCAUGAAGAAAGACGUUCCGAGGUCACCAAACAAGGGGCGGGACAGGCGUCCGGAUGGCCAUGGACAACUGGAGAAGCUGGCAGGCAGCAACUUAGCCAAGUUGUCCCUCUCUAACGGGACGCUGACCACAGUGGCACACGGAGAGGGGAAGACCGGCGUCAUCCCCAGCGGUGACACCCAUAGCCGCAAAGUUCAGCUGGUGAACGGAAAGGCUGGGAAUCACGAGGCCGCAGACAUACAGCGAGCCCACAGCUCCAGCAACAUCCAGACCAAGCUGGAUUUGACAUUUCGCAGAAGCGCCUCCCUGCAGAGGAACGGCGAACUCGUGGUCCCUCCGGCCCGCCGCAUCCUGCUGUCGGACAAGCCCGGCUACGCCACUCUGCAGCGGACGCGCUACAGUACCACCUCCCUGGUGCCUCUGUGACAGCCCAGAAUGACUUUUGAUCACUCGGACCUCUCUUCUGAUCUCUACGCUUCGCACACAGAGAAGCGUCCCAGCAAGAGGCACCGCUGGAAAACAACGUACAUGUUCUCGCUGCCCCUUCCUAGUACUGUUAUGAGUUCUCUACCUGUGUGUGUCUUAAAAUGAAUCUGUGCAGAUGGAUUUGCUGAGGAGCAAACCUGCUGUAACGUGAUUUAUCUUGUCUUGUUUUACGUAGCGGUCUAGUGUUGAUAUGUGGUUUUAUUUUUGGAGUUUAUGAUCAACAUUUGAAAUGCAGAGAGUGAUCUGGAGACAUUGCAUGUUUUUAGCCCAUUAUACUUCAUGAAUCCAACACCUGUUUGGUAGGUUAAAGUAGUAUAAACACUGGAGUCCUUUGUCAGAUGAUACAGUUUAGAGAUGAUGGGCUGAAGCAUGUCAACUUGUUCUCAAACACUGCAAAAAAAAAUGGUAUUAACACCUGCACUGUAAAUUGGCUGCUGUAACAACACGCACCCCUGCUUUGUCAUGUAUGAUAGUUUUCCUGUUAUAAUACCAAUGCACUUUCUUUAAAAAAAAGAAGGGAAAAAAAGAAAUUUGCUAAAUGACCGGGACCUGGCAUGACUUCAAGUUUCACUGCUGAUUAAGGGUCCAUUCGACUGAACCAUACUUGGCCAAAAGCAGAUAUUAUUCUCAAUAAUGGUGACAAAUGCUUUGACAUGACCUACAAAUGAAACUCAGAUUUACAAAUAUCUCACACACACAAACACAUAUAUAUAUAUAUAUAUAUAUAUAUAUAUAUAUAUAUACACCCAUUUGUCACCGUUAUUGAGACUAAUUUCUCCAUUUUUUUUCUUCUCUCUGUUUCAGGUUGUCACGAAAGCUAAAAAAACAGAUAGUUAAGGGUGUGUGUGUGUGUGUGUGUGUGUGUGUGUGUGUGUGUGUGUGUGUGUGUGUGUGUGUGUGUGUGUGUGUGUGUGUGUGUGUGUGUGUGUGUGUGUGUGUGUGUGUGUGUGUGUGUGUGUGUGUGUGUGUGUGUGUGUGUGUGUGUGUGGCGCUCAGUUUGAAGCAUCUAUCUCAUUUUGGAUGGAAUUGAUUGACACAAACACGCACACACAUAUUCUUAUUAUUUCUCUGCUGCCACAUUGAUGUGUUGUGUCCUCUGUGAUCACUUCUUCUCACGCUCACAUAUACAGCGUAUGAGUAACCACCACAGGUUGAGUCACAAUAUCUCAUGUAUAUUUAAUUCACAGGUGUCAGUUAUACUCAUUGUUUCUUUAUCUGCACCACUUCUGCUUUUUUGUCUGCCGGAGGAAGAAAAGGAGCAAAAUGUCAAGGCAACAGAGUUGAUGCUAAUUUUCCUGCAUUUCCACGUCAUGAUCUGUCUAAUUAUUUUUUCAUUUUGCAAUUUCUGUAAACUUGUGCAUUACAAAUUUGUCACUAGGGAUUAUUGGGGAAUAGAAAAGUGAGAGUCCUGAUUGGAUGCCUGCACUGUUGCUGUAUUCACAUUUGUUUCAUGUUGUGCCAUUUAACAUUACUGUUUAACUACUCUACCAAAACGAAAUGACUGAAAGUGAAGGAUGUUUCUGAGACAUUACUUGGGGAAAUAUGGCUAGAUUAUAUUUUAUUAUUAACUUUUUUAAAACUCUACAUUUUUUUACCUGAUGUGUAAUUAUGUAAUUUAAGUACCAGAUGAAACUGUAUGAUUCAGGUUAACUGUAUAAGGUCAGAUUAAUACAGAGUCAAUUUGGUUUAUUUGAACACAACACACAAAGGUCCCCGUACUGGAAUGUGUGUACAGUAUAAUGUCUGCUUAAUGCUGCAAGUUUUAUGGGUCGCAAAUUAAACACAGAAUUUCUCACAAAUGAA